Lates calcarifer (barramundi perch) is the source of this 2723-nucleotide messenger RNA. Its product is annotated as Fc receptor-like protein 5. The record is from RefSeq and is a predicted model, not a curated record. NCBI's taxonomy places the organism in Eukaryota, Metazoa, Chordata, Actinopteri, Centropomidae. The transcript is spliced from 16 exons. The coding region runs from base 118 to 2223 and encodes 701 amino acids. Gene Ontology annotation, biological process: cell surface receptor signaling pathway. Gene Ontology annotation, molecular function: transmembrane signaling receptor activity.
ACUGAAUUUAAAUUCACCAGAAUUUCACCACAGGACAAAGAGUUUCCGUGGUGGGGUAAUUGUUCACUUGUCUCUACAAUUCUGAAGCUCAACACUUGCUGUACUGAACUAAUAUCGAUGGGACAGAUGUUGUUCUUUCUGCUGGAGUUUAUCUUGCUGAAUACACUCCUCUACAGUGGACAGACUCAAGAUGCUGUGCUGAGGCUUGAGCCCAACUGGUCCACUUUUUUUACUGGAGAAUCUGUUACCUUCAUAUGUGACAUGAAGGAAGGAAAAGACACUGACUGGGAAUACACAAUCAACAAGAAUGAUCAAGAAUUUGUUCCCUACAAUACACAUAAAGACUACACAUUAACUCUGUCUACAGGCUACAGUGGUAAAUACCAGUGCACUGGUCGCCACAAGAGCUCAGGUUUCAUAAAAAACAGUAACAUCAUUUCUUUGACCAUAUCAGAGAAACCCAAGGCCACACUGACACCAGGCCCAACAACCAUACCAGUAGGAGGCAGUGUGACACUGACCUGCUCUGUGAAGGGCUCUGCUGGAUGGAAAUAUGAGUGGUACAGAAGUUCAGGCUCCUCUCAUACUCUGCUUGUGAGAGACGGUGCAAUAAACAAAGUGAUCAGUGUCUCACAAGGAGGCACCUACUGGUGCCGAGGAGGCAGAGGAAAACCAGUCUUCUACUCUUAUCCAAGUCAUGAUGUCUCCAUUGAGAUAACUUUUUCCAAUGUGAGAGUCAGUGUGACUCUGCAGCACAGCUGGCCUCAGAUAUUCACUGGAGAGACGAUCACUGUCAGAUGUGAGAUCCAGGGAGGUGGAGACACUGAGUGGGAGUAUGAAUGGAGAACUACCAGCUCAGACAAACCUCCAAAUCAACAUGAAUACAGGAUUUAUUAUGCUUCAUCAUCUCACAGUGGAAACUAUGAGUGUAGAGGCAGAAAGAAAAGUUCACAACAGUCUUCAACAAAGUGGAGCGAUUCCUUCAAUUUGACAGUAUAUGACAAUAAACCUCAGCCUGUCCUCACUGUGUCUCCAUCAUGGCUGAGUCCUGGAGCCUCAGUAACUCUGAACUGUGAGGUUGAACAUCCAUCUGCAGGAUGGAGGUUCUACUGGUAUAAGACUGUUCCUGAUCUGUCACACAACUCCUACAUCUAUGAACUGUUACCUGGUAACAGCAGAGGGACUGAACAGGAUUCCUACAUCGUUCAUGGUCAGACACACACAGCAGGAUAUGUGUGUAGAGCUGGAAGAGGAGAUCCAGUGUUUUACACACGUUACAGCCAUUCUAAGUUUGUUUGGUCUGGAGAUCUUCAUCCAGCAGCGUCUCUCACAGUGAAUCCUGACAGAGUGCAGCACUUCACCUCUGACUCUGUCUCACUGAGCUGUGAGGGAAACUCUACUGAGUGGAGAGUGAAGAGGUUUCCUGAACAUGGCUACCAGUCACACUGCUCUGACUGGGGGAGAAUGACUGGAUCAAUAUGCAGUAUUAGUAGUUUACAGUACACUGAUUCACUGGCGUACUGGUGUGAGUCUGGAUCAGGAGAAUUCAGUAAUGCAGUCAACAUCACUGUACGACGUGAUGGUAUUAUCCUGGUGAGCCCUGCCAAUCCUGUGGCUGAGGGACAGUCUGUUACUCUUGGCUGCAAGUUGAGAACAGAAAAUGUUGUUUCUAAUGUGUUUUUCUAUAAAAAUGACAAACUCAUCCAAAAUGAUACAAGAGGGGAGCUGAAUAUCUCUGCAGUGUCAAAGUCAGAUGAAGGUUUCUACAAGUGUCAGUGGUCAGGACAAGAGUCACCACAGAGCUGGAUGUCAGUUAAAGCUGUGUCCAGGUCUGAAAGUUCUUCGUUUCCUGUGCUGCUGAUUGUUGGGUUGGUUUGUGGAAUUUCACUGAUUAUUCUCCUGCUGCUGUUGUUUUGCUGCAGAAAGUCUAAAGAUCCAUGCUGUAACAGCCUCCUCCAGUCUCAGAGAAACAAUCAGAGCUCUGCUACAGACCAAGAUGAAAAUCAACAGCCAGUAUACUCGUCUCUUCUCCACGGUGACAUUUGUGUCUAUGAAUCAAUCAGAGGCUCUGGGAAUGGUGGGAAUGGUGGACAGGCAGAUACCACUAGAAAUGUUAUAUCUCAGAUUGAGCUGAAAGGUGUUGGAAAGAGAAGAAACAGAGAUGAUCCAGGGGAGAGGUCUGACUACUGUAAUGUGAAUCCAGAUUCUGCUACAGGUCCAUAAAGAGAGGUGCAUCAUUGACAAAAUAAGAGACUCAUGACAUGAACACAACAGCAUGAAAAACAUAAAUCAUGUUUAAACAUGUUUAACAGCAUUUAUACAACUGCUGCCAUCUGAACAUUAGACACACACCACUUUAUGCAGUUUUGUAGCAGAACAUAUGAGAGGAUUGCAUGAUCUGGAUUUAAUUUCAGCAUCAAUGACAACAUUACUGAAACAAUUUGCUUUUGUAUUUAUGCUUAUUUUGCAUAUUUUUGUUACAAUAAUGCAGUAACUUUGUAGGUUAUAUAGACCACUGGACCUUUAAAGUAAGCUGUGAUGUUUUACAUUGGUUUUCUCAGUCAUUAUUUACAAAUGACUUAAUGGGUGAUUACUGGAUGACUUAAUGAAUGGAUGAUGAGUUAUGUUGGAUGAAAAAAGCAUAAUGUAGAUGUUUUUUUGUUUUUUUUUACAAACUGAUGUGGUUGUUGUAUAAUGAUAAAUUAAAUCUUAUGCUGAGUUUC